UGGGCCGAUGCGGCGGCGGGAGGCGGGCUACGGUGGCCGGCGGGGGCCUGACGGGGCGCGGAGCGGCGGGAUCGGUACCGGUUACCGGUCGGUGCGGCCGCCAUGGAGUACGUGACCGCCGAGCAGCUGGCCGGCUUCGGCAAGUACAAGUACAGUGCCGUGGACAGCAACCCCCUGUCUCUGUACGUCAUGCAUCCCUUCUGGAACACCAUAGUGAAGAUCUUCCCUACCUGGCUGGCCCCAAAUUUGAUAACGUUUUCUGGCUUCCUGCUGCUUGUCUUCAACUUCUUCCUCAUGGCAUACUUCGACCCUGACUUUUAUGCUUCUGCUCCUGAUCACCAGCAUGUUCCGAACGGAGUGUGGGUCAUCGUGGGUCUCCUCAACUUCAUUGCAUAUACGUUAGAUGGAGUUGAUGGGAAACAGGCUCGCCGGACCAACUCCAGCACGCCCCUGGGAGAGCUCUUUGAUCACGGCCUGGACAGCUGGGCAUGUGUGUACUUCGUCGUGACAGUCUACUCCACCUUUGGACGGGGCUCCACGGGUGUCAGUGUCUUCGUUCUCUACCUCCUCUUAUGGGUGGUCUUGUUUUCAUUCAUCCUCUCCCACUGGGAGAAGUAUAACACAGGGAUCCUCUUCCUGCCCUGGGGAUAUGACAUCAGCCAGGUGACCAUUUCAAUUGUCUACAUAGUGACAGCCGUUGUGGGAGUUGAGGCCUGGUAUGCACCUUUCCUGUUUAAUUUCUUAUAUAGAGACCUAUUCACUGCAAUGAUUAUUGCAUGUGCCCUCACUGUGACGCUGCCGAUGAGCCUGUAUAACUUCUACAAGGCCUAUAAAAAUAACACCUUGAAGCACCACUCUGUGUACGAAAUCAUGCUGCCACUGGUAUCCCCAGUGUUGCUGUUCGUGCUCUGCACCACGUGGAUCUUCGUGUCCCCGACAGACAUCCUGGAGGUCCAUCCCAGGCUCUUCUACUUCAUGGUCGGAACAGCCUUCGCUAACAUUUCUUGCCAGCUGAUCGUCUGUCAGAUGAGCAGCACGCGCUGCCAGCCGCUGAACUGGAUGCUGCUCCCCAUAGCGGCGGUGCUCUUCGUGGUGGUGUCCGGGUUGGCGCCGAGCAGCGAAACGCUUCUCCUCUACUUGUUAACUGCUUUCCUCACCCUGGCGCACAUCCACUACGGGGUGGUCGUGGUGAGCCAGCUGAGCCGGCACUUCAAUAUACGGCCCUUCUCGCUAAAGAAGCCCACUCCGGAUUGACUAGGAGUGGAGGAAGAGAAAAUCGGCUUGCGGUCUGCAGAAGUACUGUAAAUAACUGCUGCAAAUACCUGUAAAUACUUCAACCAUCACCACGGAUCUAAACCUAUCCUCUGGACAGACAUCAGGGCAAAGUACGCACGGUAUCCGGUGCAGCCAGGGCAGGACUGGUACGGGGCAGCCCCCGCUGCUGUCCCACGAAUGCAAGCUUUCGGUUUUGGGUGAAACUGGACGAGGAGGGUAGCCUUUCAGGUCGCUAUUACUGUAUAUUAGACCAGCUGAAUGUUCCCAGUGAAACCUCAGACUCCAGCUCUUCCUCAGGUAAAGCCGGUUGGGGCUGCAAGUGGCUUUACCUGAGCAAAGCAUCAUGACCUGUCACCAAAAGCAACAUAACGGCCGAUUUCCACAAGGUCAGGGGAACAUAUCCCGGUGGGUGGGGGGGUUCCUGUCUGUCCCUAAUCCUGCUAGACAGCCCUUCUCCUGGGCUGGUGCUUAGGGAACAGAUGGUGAUGGUUCUCCCACCUUCUGUCCUGCCUUCCUGCAUUCACCUAUUUGGACAAAUACUUGCACCUUUUUUUUAAAAAAAAAAAAAAAAGUAAAAAAAGAGCAACACACUUCUAGUAAUGUUCUACUUGAGGGGGGCUUAGAAAAUCAGGGCUCAAUUUCCCAUAGAAGCGGGAAGGCGGCUUCUGCCUCCCCCGGUCGAGCUGCGGGUACCUGGGACCACACCUCGACCGUGUUCCUGUCUGUCCUCGUGCAUUCCCCGCCCGGGAGCAGCGGGGUCUGGGCUCCGAUCGGCAGCAGAAAGUGGCUUCCACCAGCCUAACGCAGAGCCAAACUGCCCCCGCUCCUUCCUGCCAGUAUGAAUUUGCUGUUUCAGGUCGGCUCUGCUGGGUCAUCGCCCGCUGCCUGAGCCGCCGCGUCCGUAGCAGCGCAGCCAGGCUCAGCCCGCCCGUCGCCCACCCCGCCGGGCCAUCGGCGGCAGCACACCCACCGCUCAGAGAAGCACCUUAAUAAGUGUUGCGUUGGCGUGCGCGCGCGCUUUCGGAAGGCUCCCGGGCGCGGCCGUGUGGUGGGGUCCUUUCCAAAUAUCACUUUGGUUUCAAAACCGUUGUCCCCAGCGGCCGCGUGUCUCAUCCAGGGAUGUAUUUGUUUACUGUCCAUUUGUAAAAGACAUGUUUGCGUUGAUUUUCUUUUUUUUUAAACUUGUUUCUUUGUAAUUGAGGUAGAGUGGGGUGGUGAAGACUGAAUGCGGAUUUUUCUUUUCUGUUCACUUUAUUUAAUGAAGACCUGUGCUUGAAUGAAGAGUGUAGCUUAAACCCAGGCUCUGGAAAGGCUGCAUCCGGAAGCGAACAAGCACAGCCGGUUGUGCAUAUGUAAUCUACCAUGGGAACAAAGCCGCUCACACACUGAUUGUUGCGCUGCGUGGUUCGUAGAAGCUUGGCCGCAGCGUUUUCCUUCUGCAGGUGGAGGCUCCUCCUGCUCUAGGAAACCUUCAGACUCUUUAACUACUAUUUAAUGCCUUUUUUUUUUUUUUUUCUUUUGUAAAUUAGAAUCAUUGUCAUGCAGACUGAGAGAGGUGGGAGGGCUCAACGUCUGUGUGCUCACGUCUGUAUGGCUGCGGCCGGCUGAUCUGGGAGAGGGCAAAUGGUUUUCAGAGUUUAUUGAAUAAAGUAGCUUACUCCUAUAUAUUUUACUCACGUUGUACAGAAAAAUAACCCAAAGUGUACGAAAGAAUUGGGCUGCACUUGAAUUUUUGACUCUUGCUCUUUAAUGAAAUAUACUUACGAAGGGAGAUGCAUUUAAGUCACUCUCACAAGAAUUACAGGGGGUCUUAAAAUGGGACACAGCGCUUGCCUAUGGGACGUGCUCAGUUAGCGAAACGGUGCCAGCAGCACUGAGAAAAAGCGGAGGUUGGAUGAUUUACUUCCUACUUAGGCGUUUGCAGGAUCCAGGGAAUAACUGAGCUGUUCCCUCAGGCUUUCAGCUGAGGUCUGGGGUCCCAAGUCUGGAGCUUGCCUUGUCCUGUCUCUUCCCACUGGCAUUACUGGGCCAGUGCUAAUGCUGUGAGAAGUUGUCUGAUCUUAAAUCUUUAGGGUGUCACUUCGUCUCCAUAAUACACCGUUUGUCUCUUGUCUCACCUGGUGUGCUUUUGCAGCACGUCCUAUACCCUGAAAAACCCCUUUGUGAAUGUGUGGAAGCAGAGCUUCCUCUAAAAUCCUGCGAAUCCUCAUUGUGCUGUAGGAGAAAGAUCUCUUAAAAACUGGAACCACUUCCCGUCUGCACGGGCUUUAUCUUUGGAGAGUCCUGGAUUUUUGGUGCCUUAAUUUAUUGCACCUUGAAAUUAGAAAAAAACAUCUACAAUCGGCGCUGGAAAACAGGCUCGCGUGUCUCUAGUGCCACCAGGCUUGUGGCAGAGCGAGGCGAGAGCAGACCUGGUCUCUGCGCGUGUGCGACUGUUCCCGCCUCGUGCUGCUGCGAAGCUGGGGGGGGUGGGGGUGGGUUCUCUUUGGGCUGUUAGAAAUUACCUGAUUUCUGCUCCCGGGUUCUGGGAGGGGAAGGGAAACAAACAGAAAGACCAAACCGUCUCGCCGUGGCGGCGUGUGGCAUGCUGAGAAACAAACUAUUUAUUAAUAAGAAUGGUGUUAAGUCUUAAGAAUAAACGUAUUCCUCGCUAACAGCA
Phalacrocorax carbo (great cormorant) is the source of this 3934-nucleotide messenger RNA. The record is from RefSeq and is a predicted model, not a curated record. Lineage: Eukaryota; Metazoa; Chordata; Aves; Suliformes; Phalacrocoracidae.